This is a messenger RNA of Octopus bimaculoides (California two-spot octopus), 1702 nucleotides long. RefSeq lists its product as uncharacterized. NCBI's taxonomy places the organism in Eukaryota, Metazoa, Mollusca, Cephalopoda, Octopoda, Octopodidae. Gene Ontology annotation, molecular function: RNA binding. The record is from RefSeq and is a predicted model, not a curated record.
CACUCAUACUCUCGCAGCCCACUUAUAUAAUCUUUCUACUUACUCCUUCUUCACUUGCACACUCUCUCUCUCUCUAGUCACGUUUCAUUUCCAAGGGCAAUCUUAUAUAUUUAUUCCUUUUUCCAUUUUAAAGUAUUACUGACAGGUUAUUACAGGCUGUCCGAUAAUGUCUUGUGAAGAAACCACUGACGAUAUGUAUGUGGGUGACUGUGGGGAAGAUACAGCGAACCAGUCUGAGGCGUAUUCCGGUGAGAUGCCUCAAGAUGAUGCAGAGACAGCAGGAAAUGAAGAACAAAACGACAUUGCCCAGUCCAAUGAAGAGACGCCGAUGGAAGAAAGUACUGAAGCCGAUAAAGCAGAUGGCGAUAAAGCUAAAACUGAAGAGGAGGAUGAAAACACUUUGAAUUUGAGAAGACCAUAUCCUAAUAUGUUCACCAUAUCCCGGUUGCAGUUAGAAGAUAUAAAAAUUGCAGUGUCUGAGCUAUCACAAUUUUGGGAUGAUACGACAUGUUUGACUAUCCGUUACAUAAAAGAAGAAUCUGGAAAUCGGAAAGGAUUUAUGCGAAUGAAAUUCGCUUCUGAAGCUGAAGCGGAAGCUGUGUUUAAUAAACUGCCCAAAGAGAUAAAUGGUAAACCAUUUGUACGGGAUCCAGCUGAAGAAGGGAACAAGGAAGAUUAUUCCCUUUAUGUCAACAACAUUCCACAAGGAGUCACAGUCGAGGAGCUUCAGGCAUUAUUCCCGUCAGCCCGGAAUGUGGUGAUCCCACUUAAUGAGGAAGAUCAGAAUCAGGGUUAUGCCAUGGUGGAGUGUCGCAGUCGACAAGAUGCUGAAAAUAUCAUUGCUGAGAAUAAGGAUCUGCAAAUUAAAGACAAUACAUUAACUUUUGAUCUAAUUUCUCAUGCAUCGAAAGAAGGUGAUAAGAAAUCUAAAUACCAGAACAAUCAACAGAAAGGUCGUUAUGCCAAUUUUUCACACCGGCGUAAGAAUCAGUCUAAAAAAGGCAAGAGACUGCAGCAGGUGCAACAAAGGCAACAGAGAUGGUCUCCUGAGCGCCGACCAGGUAGAAGAGGACCUGGACAAUUUAUACAAGGUGGACGUAUGGAUCGAGGUAACCGAAGACAUUUGAUCGAUGGUGGUAACAACAACUGGACCCAAGGAAGCCAAAAUGUAACUGCAGCACUUUCUCAGACCAGUGAAUUAUUGAAGGGUCUGACUAGCCUUUUAGGUCAACAAUUACUGAAUCCAAACCAAAUGGGUGGUCAGUAUGGUAACCAGUCAUGGGGUCAUGGACUUGAUCAGAGCAAUAGCUAUGGCUAUCAGUCUGGUAACAGAGGCUAUGGAAAUGACAGCAUGAACUAUGAUAACAAACGGAGGAGACAGAACAGAACCAGCUGGUAAAAAUACACUUGGCAGCAGUGAUUAUGGUGGUUGGGGUGGAUCUUACAGGGGAGGCUACAAUUAAUGUUACUCCUAUUUUAGAUGAAUGAAGCACACGGCCAUCUAUACAUUUCAUCCAUUGAUCAUUGUCCUUCAGCAGCUGUUUGUAUACAGCAAGCUUCUCACACUAUUUUUUUGACUAGUGACUUUCAUUGAAAGUUUCUGAUAAAACUUAUUCGAUAUUUUACUGUAAGUAAACCUUUAGUGGCUACUUGCCCAUCCCUCCCUUAUAACUGUCUUCAAAUAAAUCAACAUACAAUAUUC